Messenger RNA from Neopelma chrysocephalum (saffron-crested tyrant-manakin), 2674 nucleotides. Its product is annotated as aldehyde dehydrogenase family 3 member B1-like. Bases 357 to 2333 code for a protein of 658 amino acids. Gene Ontology annotation, cellular component: cytoplasm. The transcript has 11 exons. NCBI's taxonomy places the organism in Eukaryota, Metazoa, Chordata, Aves, Passeriformes, Pipridae. The record is from RefSeq and is a predicted model, not a curated record. Gene Ontology annotation, molecular function: aldehyde dehydrogenase (NAD+) activity. Gene Ontology annotation, biological process: aldehyde metabolic process.
GCAGGAAGGGGGUGACAUCUUCAGGGCAGGAUCUGACCCAGCCGGUAGCGGGGGAUUCUUGACGUGAGAUUCUUACCAGGGUGCUGGUUCCUACAGGAUGAGUGGGAUAUGUGGGGAACAGCCGCAGAAGGGUCAUGGCAGUGGGGCAGGGGCAGCGCCCAUCCCAAGGGCCCCCCAUACCCCAGGCAAGGGUAGCCACCCUGGAGUGCCAGGGGGAAAGGGACCUCCCUGGGCAUGGUCCUGGGAGCAGGAUGAGGAGUGUCAGUGGGAACCUCAUGGGUCAGGGUGGUCCUGGGAGCAGGAUGAUGCGUGUCUAUUGGUUGCGAAACACUUGGGAAGUAGGAUGAGGGCUGUCUAUGGGACCCCCUGGGUUAGGGUGGUCAUGGGAACAGGUCUGUGGGGUUCCAGCGGAUCAGGGUGGUCCUGGGAGUGGGGUGAGGUGUGCCUGUGGGGUCCCAGUGGGUCAAAGUUCAUGGUGGUGGUUUGGUGGCCGUGGGAAUUCUCCAGUGCCACUGUCCCAUGGGGGAGGUCCCAUCCCAUCCUAUCCUAUCCCAGCCCUUGUCCCCACUGCCAGCCCCAUGGAGGCGGGGCCCAAUCCUGCCCACCCCUGGCCGUGGGGCCCAGCCACUGGCCCCACAGCAUUUAGGGGCCCCCGAGCCUCAGCAGUGGCCACCUGGACUCGUGCUCCUGCAGCCCCUGCGCAGCUCCCAAGCACCACCACACUCUCCAUGGAGACCGGCAGCUCCUUCCAACAGCUUGGCAUGCAGCAGCCCCUCGAGCCCCCUGGGCAGCAGCCCCUGGGCUAUGGCAAGUGCAGCACCGCGGGCAGUGAUCCCGGCAAAGACGUUGGGAAAGCUGCCGGGUGCAGUGGAGGUGGUGGGAUCGGGAAGGGACCAGUGCCGUUGGUCUGCAGCACUGUAUGCGGGAACCCCUAUGCUGGGCUGGUGAGCCACCUGCGGGCAUCCUGGCUCUCUGGAAAGACACGGCCCCUGGAAUACCGCACGGCCCAGCUGGAGGCCCUGGGACGCUUCCUGGAUGAUAAGAAGGAGGAGAUCCUGGAGGCCACCGCUGCGGACAUGGGCAAGCCGUCCUUUGAGGCUUACUUCACCGAGAUCCUCCUCUGCAAGAAUGAGCUCAACGUCACCCUCAACAACCUGUGCCACUGGAUGAAGGACGAGCACGUGGACAAGAAUCUGGUGACGCAGCUGGACUCCGCCUUCAUCCGCAAGGAUCCGUACGGGGUGGUGCUCAUCAUAGCGCCCUGGAACUACCCCAUCCACCUUUUCCUGGUGCCCCUCAUCGGGGCCAUUGCUGCCGGGAACUGUGUCAUUGUGAAACCCUCAGAGAUAUCCAAGAACACCGAGAGACUCGUUGCUGAAACGCUGAGCUGUUACCUGGACAAUGACUGCUUUGCUGUGGUGACUGGAGGUGUGCAGGAGACCACAAGGCUGCUGGAGAACAAGUUCGACUACAUCUUCUUCACUGGCAGCCCCCGGGUGGGGCGGAUCGUGAUGACGGCCGCUGCCAAGCACCUGACGCCGGUGACGCUGGAGCUGGGGGGCAAGAACCCCUGCUACGUGUCCGACACCUGCGACGUGCCCAACGUGGCUCGGCGCGUGGUCUGGGGCCGCUUCUUCAACGCGGGGCAGACCUGCAUCGCACCUGACUACCUGCUCUGCAGCCUGGAGAUGCAGGAGAAGCUCAUGCCCGCCCUGCGCGAGGCCAUCGUGGAGUUUUUUGGCCCCAACCCCCAAGAAUCCCCGGAUUUUGGGCGCAUCGUGGGGGACAAGCAGUUCCAGCGGGUGCGGAAGCUGCUGUGCAGCGGGCGUGUGGCCAUCGGGGGACAGACGGACGAGGCUGAGCGCUACAUCGCUCCCACAAUCCUGGCGGAUGUGCAGCCCUCAGACCCUGCCAUGCAGGAGGAGAUCUUCGGGCCCAUCCUGCCCAUCGUCGUCGUGGCCAACAUGGAUGAAGCCAUUGACUUCAUCAACGCGCGGCCGCGGCCCUUGGCCGUCUACGCCUUCUCCUGUGACAGCAAGGUGGUGAACCAGGUCCUGGAGCGGACGAGCAGCGGCGGCUUCUGCGGCAAUGACACCCUGAUGCACGUGACGCUGACCUCGCUGCCCUUUGGAGGGAUUGGGAACAGUGGCCUGGGAAAAUACCACGGGAAGUUCACCUUCGACACCUUCUCCCACCACCGGGGCUGCAUGCACCGGAACAUGGGGCUGGAGGCCCUCAAUGCCCCGCGCUACCCGCCCUACACCCAGCAGAAACUGGGGCUCGUCACGGCCACCUUCGAGGUCAAGCGCAAGGGCACCUGCACUCUGCUCUGAGGGUCCCACGUCCUGCUCCGAGGGUCUCCAUGCACAGAGUCGGUGUGGAGAACCAGGACUGUCCCCGGAUCCUCACCGUGUCCUUUGCCUCGCUGGAGCACGUUGGACAGCCGGGAUGGAUGCCCUGUCCUGCACGCUUGUGGCCUCUGCUCUGGACCAUUUUCUAGGACACAGCUGAAAUGGCCCAGAAACUCUUUUUCCUCUUCCUGGUGGAGAAAUGGUCCCAUCAGCUCCAUCUCCCAUCACAUGGACCUUUCCUUGGGGAUGAUCCUCCUUCUCCUCACUGUUGCUCUUUCCUCCAUGUAACUCUGCCUAUAGUAAAGACUUUGCAUUGAGCUGUC